Molecule: messenger RNA, 309 nt
Organism: Kluyveromyces marxianus DMKU3-1042
Lineage: Eukaryota; Fungi; Ascomycota; Saccharomycetes; Saccharomycetales; Saccharomycetaceae
Gene: COA6
Product: Coa6p
Exons: 1
Coding region: 1-309 (102 amino acids)
Biological process (GO): mitochondrial respiratory chain complex IV assembly
Cellular component (GO): mitochondrial intermembrane space; respiratory chain complex IV; mitochondrion
Source: RefSeq, a predicted model, not a curated record
AUGGGUUGGUUUAGCAAGCAGAAGGAAAUGGAUGAUCCUACCAAGGCACCUUCAAGAUCAUCGAGAAAGCAGUGCUGGGAAUCGAGGGAUUUGUUCUUUGCAUGCCUAGAUAAGAUCGAUGUCGUGAAUGCCCUUGAUCCAAAGCACCAGAAGGUUAUUAAGAGUAACUGUUCUAGUGAAGAAGCUAAGUUUGAGCACGAUUGCGCUACUAGUUGGAUCAGCUAUUUCAAAGAGAAGAGAGUGGUGGACUUUAAGAGGGAAAAGUUUUUGAAGCAGAUGGAGGAACAGCAACAGCAACAGGGCAAAUGA